AUGCAGUGGGAACAGUGCAAGGGAAACAAAGACAGGAGGCAGGAAUGUGCAGCGUGUGAGGACAGAACAGACGGUAAUGUAGUUCAGAACCUCAGCAGAUGCAGGACAAAAUCUUUCUGCUGGUUUCUCAGCUGCCUGCGGACUCUCAGGAUCCAUUUAAAAAGGCCAGUUACCAUCAGCAAAUCUUCAUGGCUGUCUUCCUUUUCUCUGCAUACAGGCCUGCUGGAGGGUCUGUGCCUCAUCUCUCCAAGGAGGGGGACCUUCUGCUUCCCCCUGGGGCUCCUGUUCGGCUCUGUGCUGCUGGCGACCUCGGCCCCGGCCCCUCUCGAGCCUCAUAGCUGCAGUGACAAGGAGCAACAGCUGACCGUCAGCCACACCUACAAGAUUGAUGUGCCCAAGUCUGCCCUGGUCCAGGUGGAGGCUGACCCUCAGCCCCUCAGCGAUGAAGGGGCCUCGCUCCUGGCCCAGGGAGAGGCCGAGGAACAGAAUAUCAUCUUCAGACACAACAUCCGCCUGCAGACACCACAGAAGGACUGCGAGCUGGCAGGCCUUGUCCAGGACCUCCUGGCCCGGGUGCAGAAGCUGGAGGGCGAGAUGGCGGAGGUGAAGGAGCGGUGUGACGUCCAGCGUUGCUGCCAGGGAGCUGCCGGUCAGGGCGGCCAGUGCAGCGGCCACGGGACCUUCUCCCAGGAGACGUGCGGCUGCCGCUGCCAGCCGGGCUGGGAGGGUGCCCCCUUGGUCGCCCCCCAGGGCCUGCAGCUGCUCAAGAGCACGGAGGAGUCCCUGCUGGUGAGCUGGGAGCCCUCCAGCGAGGUGGACCACUACCUCCUCAGCUACCACCCCCUGGGCAGGGAGCCCUCCCGGAAACAGAUACAGGUGCCCAAGGAGCAAAACAGCUACGACAUCCUUGGUUUGCUGCCUGGGACCAAGUACAUCGUCACCCUGCACAACGUGAAGAAAGGGGUCCCCAGCAGCCCCCAGCACCUGCUGGCCACCACAGAUCUUGCUGUGCUUGGCACCGCGUGGGUGACAGACGAGACGGAGAACUCCCUGGACGUGGAGUGGGAGAACCCCCCGACCGAGGUGGAUUAUUACAAGCUGCUGUACAGCCCCCUGACGGGGCAGGAGGUGGCCGAAGUCACGGUGCCCAAGAGCAACCACCCCAAGAGCCGAUAUGACAUCACGGGUUUGCAGCCCGGGGUGGACUAUAAGAUCACAAUUGUCCCCAUGCGAGGAGACCUGGAGGGCAGGCCGAUCUUCCUGAACGGCAGGACAGAAAUUGAUGGCCCAACCAAUGUGGUCACUGAUCGAGUGACUGAAGACAUGGCGGUGGUGUCCUGGGAACCCGUCCAGGCUGUCAUCGACAAGUACAUGGUGCGCUACACCUCCGCCGACGGGCAGUCCUGGGACACAGCGGUGCCCAGGGAGCAGAGCAGCACAGUCCUCACAGGCCUGACACCGGGGGAGGCAUACAGAGUCCACGUGUGGGCCGAGCGGGGCAGCCAGGAGAGCAAAAAGGCCAACACUACAGCCCUGACAGAAAUAGACAGCCCCCAAAACCUGGUGACCGACCGGGUGACGGAGACCACGGCCACCAUCUCCUGGGAGCCAGUGCAGGCCGUCAUUGACAGGUACAUGGUGCGCUACACCUCUGCCGAUGGAGACACCAGGGAGGUCCCGGUGGGGAAGGAGCAGAGCAGCACCGUCCUGACGGGCCUGAGGCCGGGCGUGGAGUACACUGUCCAUGUGUGGGCCCAGAAGGGGGACCGGGAGAGCCAGAAGGUCGACACCAAGGCCCCGACAGAAAUUGACAGCCCAACAAACCUGGUGACCGACCGGGUGACGGAGACCACGGCCACCAUCUCCUGGGAGCCGGUGCAGGCCGUCAUCGACAGGUACAUGGUGCGCUACACCUCUGACGAUGGAGACACCAGGGAGGUUCCAGUGGGGAAGGAGCAGAGCAGCACCGUCCUGACGGGCCUGAGGCCAGGCAUGGAGUACACGGUCCAUGUGUGGGCCCAGAAGGGGGACCGGGAAAGCAGGAAGGCCGACACCAAGGCCCCGACAGACAUUGACAGCCCCCAAAACCUGGUGACCGACCAGGUGACGGAGACCACGGCCACCAUCUCCUGGGAGCCAGUGCAGGCCGUCAUUGAUAGGUACAUGGUGCGCUACACCUCCGCCGAUGGAGACACCAGGGACAUUCCAGUGGGGAAGGAGCAGAGCAGCACCGUCCUGACAGGCCUGAGGCCAGGUGUGGAGUACACGGUCCACGUGUGGGCCCAGAAGGGGAACCGGGAGAGCCAGAAGGCUGACACCAGGGCCCCGACAGACAUUGACAGCCCUCAAAACCUGGUGACCGACCGGGUGACGGAGACCACAGCCACCAUCUCCUGGGAGCCGGUGCAGGCCGUCAUUGACAGGUACAUGGUGCGCUACACCUCCGCCGAUGGAGACACCAGGGACGUUCCAGUGGGGAAGGAGCAGAGCAGCACCGUCCUGACAGGCCUGAGGCCAGGCAUGGAGUACACGGUCCACGUGUGGGCCCAGAAGGGGGACCGGGAGAGCAAGAAGGCCGACACCAAGGCCUCAACAGAAAUUGACAGUCCCCAAAACCUGGUGACCGACCGGGUGACAGAGACCACGGCCACCAUCUCCUGGGAGCCAGUGCAGGCCGUCAUCGACAGGUACACGGUGCGCUACACCUCCGCCGAUGGAGACACCAGGGAGAUCCCGGUGGGGAAGGAGCAGAGCAGCACCAUCCUGACGGGCCUGAGGCCGGGCGUGGAGUACACGGUCCACGUGUGGGCCCAGAAGGGGGACCGGGAGAGCCAGAAGGCCGACACCAAGGCCCUGACAGACAUCGACCCUCCCAGAAACUUUCGUCCGUCUGCUGUUACCCAGUCUGGGGGGGUACUGACCUGGACACGCCCCUCGGCUCAGAUCAAUGGCUACAUUCUGACCUACCAGUUCCCAGAUGGCACCACUAAGGAGGUGCAGCUCGGACGCGGGGACCAGAGGUUUGAGCUGCAAGGCCUUGAGCAGGGCGUCACCUACCCUGUCUCCUUGGUGGCAUACAAGGGUGAUCGCCGCAGCAGGAGUGUGUCCAUCGCCCUUUCCACAGUUGGUGCCCGUUUCCCACACCCUUCGGACUGCAGUCAAGUCCAGCAGAACAGCAACGUCGCCAGCGGCCUGUACACCAUCUACCUGCACGGGGACGCCAGCCGGCCCCUGCAGGUGUACUGCGACAUGGACACGGACGGAGGCGGCUGGAUCGUCUUCCAGCGGCGGAACACCGGGCAGCUGGACUUCUUCAAGCGCUGGCGGACCUAUGUGGAGGGCUUCGGGGACCCCACCAAGGAGUUCUGGUUCGGACUCGACAAGCUGCACAACCUCACCACUGGGACCCCCACCCGGUACGAGGUGAGAGUGGACUUGCAGACCGCCAACGAGUCCGCCUAUGCCGUGUACGACUUCUUCCAGGUGGCCUCCAGCAAGGAGCGGUACAGGCUCACGGUGGGGAAGUACAGAGGCACAGCAGGGGAUGCUCUUACUUACCACAACGGGUGGAAGUUUACAACUUUUGACAGAGACAACGACAUCGCCCUCAGCAACUGUGCCCUGACGCACCAUGGCGGCUGGUGGUACAAGAACUGCCACCUGGCCAACCCCAAUGGCAGAUACGGGGAGACCAAGCACAGUGAGGGGGUGAACUGGGAGCCGUGGAAAGGACAUGAAUUCUCCAUUCCUUAUGUGGAGCUGAAGAUCCGCCCUCAGGGCUACAGCGGGGAGCUCGUCCUGGGCAGGAAGAAGAGGACACUAGGAGAAAAUUCUAGAACGUUCUGAUGACCCAUCUGAGCAAUCAUCGCAUGAGGCAAGGCCAGCCGGGGUUGGGGCUGUGUAAGCUUGGGGUCGGGUGGGUCCUGGUGACUGGUUAGUGGAAGCUGGAGGGAAGUCAGCCCCCGGUUCCUGAGAUGGCUGGUCACCAGCAGACACAGCCUGUCACCAAACCCCAGGCCACCUGCAUUCUCGUCCAUCCACACUGGGGCCUGAAGGCCAGCUCAGUCGUGGUUGCCCAGUGCAUAUGGGAGAGAACGACAAGGUCUUCCUUUCAGUCUUUGUUCAGUAACAAAUACAUAGGAUUAGGGCAGAAAAAAACAGAAUCCAGAGCUUUACCGACUGGAAAAGUCUGGAAGUCGGUGUGUGAAUAUGAAGCUCCGCUAAUACAGAUCUUCUCUCUAGAAAGAAGCACCCAGGAGGUGUCCCUGACCAGGGCCGAGCUCGCCUCCUGCGACACUGGGUUUUGAGGAAAAGGGUGUACACCCUCCCCUUUCCAAGGCUUGCUGGUGUGGUGAGGAGGAAUGACGGGAG
Myotis davidii is the source of this 4371-nucleotide messenger RNA. RefSeq names its product tenascin N (gene TNN). The record is from RefSeq and is a predicted model, not a curated record. Gene Ontology annotation, molecular function: protein binding. The transcript has 19 exons. Bases 1 to 3846 code for a protein of 1281 amino acids. Lineage: Eukaryota; Metazoa; Chordata; Mammalia; Chiroptera; Vespertilionidae.